AUGGGUUAUGAUUAUUGGAUGGUGCAUUUGACGUGGACAAUUCCCCCUGCGGCGUUGUUCACGGUGGCAUAUUGGCCCUUUUUUACACGACUAGAGAUUUGGAAGAUUGUCAUUUUGAUCAAUGUUGCUGUCUAUGCCACGAUACCGUGGGAUUCAUUCUUGAUCCGCAAUCGGAUCUGGACAUAUCCAGCCGAUGCGGUGGUGGGAUGGACUCUAUUCGACAUCCCCAUUGAGGAGCUGUUUUUCUUCGUGAUUCAGACGUACUGCACCAGUCUGCUGUACACGAUUCUCACCAAGCACUUGGUCCUUCCGUCCUUUUUGCUGGACCGCUCCAAGCCCUGGGCGAAGAAUGUGGGCUCCGCCGCCAUCAUUGCCGGAAUCGGCUUCGGUGCUCUCUGUAUCAUGACGAAGAGUAGUCUGACCUAUAUGGGCCUGAUUUUGAGUUGGGCGUUGUCGGUCAUCUUGUUCCAAUGGUCUCUCUGCGGGAGCUUCUUACUUUCUUUCCCCAAGAAACAGAUUUUCAUGUCCAUUUUGAUCCCAACAGUCUAUCUCUGGAUGGUCGAUCGCCUGUCCUUGCAGCGUGGAACGUGGGUGAUUGAAAAGGGCACCAAAUUAGACAUUCAAUUCUGGGGGUUCCUGGACAUCGAAGAAGCUACCUUCUUUUUACUGAGCAAUGUGAUGGUGGUCCUGGGCAUGGUCACCAUGGACCAUGCCAUCGCUCUGGCCCAGUAUGAUGUGGUGACCUCCGACUCCCCUGGUCGGUCACUGCCGUCUCUGGGCAAGAUGGCCUGGUCGUACAUGGCUCAGCGGCGGAAGCCCCUCGACGAGGGUUUUUUAGACGGGCUUUGCGCCGCAGUGACGGAGCUGUCGCGCAAAAGCCAGAGUAUGUAUCUCGGUAGCGCCAUGUUCCAAGAUGGACUCCGAGUGGAUCUGAUCUUUUUGUAUUCUUUCUGUCGUGUGAUUGACGACUUGGUCGAUGAGGCACCCUCGCGGGAAAAAGCCCAGGAGAGCAUCAAGGAGGCUUCUCAAGUGUUGCAUUGGCGCUUCUCCGAAAAGAGCCCGAAGAAGCCUCUGUACGAUUAUCUUCAAGCGGAUAUGGAUCGCAAACAAGCUCUCAAGGCGUCACCCUUGCUGCACUCCAUCGCUUUGCUGCCGGCCUCGCGCCUGAGCCUCGGCCCGCUGCUCGAACUCCUGUCGGGAUUCGUCAUGGAUCUAGGAUUCUCCUUUGAAAAGCAGGAGUACCCCAUCGAGACCGAGGAGGAUCUGGAGGUCUACGCACAGCGUGUGGCCGGCACCGUUGCCGCGGGACUCUUGGAAUUGGUGUUCAGCCAUACCGACGUGCAAUACAGUCCGGACAAGCAGGAGGAGAUCAUCCAGGCCGGUCAGCAGAUGGGCAAGGCUCUCCAAUAUGUCAACAUUGCGCGUGAUAUCAAACGUGAUGCCGCGAUCAAGCGUGUCUACAUCCCCACCGUCUGGCUGAAGACGAAAAACCUCACCCCCACUGACGUGGUGACCAACCCCGAUAACCCUGCCCUGGCCACCUUUGAGGACCGGAUGCUCCUCAAAGCCGACCACGCGUACCAGAUGAGCGUCCAGGCGAUCGAUCAGCUCCCCAAGGACGUGCGCGGCCCCAUCAAGACCACCAUCGAGAGCUACAUGAUGAUCGGCCAGAUGGUCCGUAAAGCGCGACGGGAGUCGACCAAAAUCGAGGGCAAGCUCAAGGUGCCGUUGUGGCGGAGGUUGAAGUUGGCUUGGUCGGCCAUGUACGUUAAUCACUAG
Penicillium oxalicum is the source of this 1779-nucleotide messenger RNA. RefSeq names its product Bifunctional lycopene cyclase/phytoene synthase. Gene Ontology annotation, biological process: biosynthetic process. The transcript is spliced from 6 exons. The record is from RefSeq and is a predicted model, not a curated record. Gene Ontology annotation, molecular function: geranylgeranyl diphosphate synthase activity; intramolecular lyase activity. Lineage: Eukaryota; Fungi; Ascomycota; Eurotiomycetes; Eurotiales; Aspergillaceae. The coding region runs from base 1 to 1779 and encodes 592 amino acids.